Molecule: messenger RNA, 3735 nt
Organism: Arabidopsis thaliana (thale cress)
Lineage: Eukaryota; Viridiplantae; Streptophyta; Magnoliopsida; Brassicales; Brassicaceae
Product: SNF2 domain-containing protein / helicase domain-containing protein / zinc finger protein-like protein
Exons: 11
Coding region: 516-3461 (981 amino acids)
Biological process (GO): gene silencing by siRNA-directed DNA methylation
Cellular component (GO): nucleus
Molecular function (GO): metal ion binding; ATP binding
Source: RefSeq, marked reviewed
CCGAUGAGAGCGUAUCUAUAUUUCUUUUUUCAUUUUUCUCUCCGAUCAAAACGCCGCCGUUGCGUCUCUGAUUCUUCCUUUGGGUCAACUGAGGAAAAAACCCUUCCUAUGAAGAACAACAAUUGGCUUCACACUCUCUCUUUUCUCAAUUUUGCUUCUUACUUCUUUCCCCGCUGAAGAGUUUCGGUGAUCGUCCUCUAGAGAUUGAUGCUAAUUUUUUCAAACAUUACAAAGUUUCCAAAGCCACCGCCCACUUGAAACAUUCUUUUGGUGAUUAUGAUUGUUUAUAUCGAUUUAGCAUUACUUUACAAUAAGCAAGUGAUUCUCUUCAUAAAGUAUGUAGCUUUACUUUGUUUGAUCCUACUCUUUUGGUAAUCUUAGUUUCGGAUUUGCCUUUCUCGCAAUAACAGAGCGCUUUGUAAAGUUUUGCGUUUUAGAUGAUUAACAUUCCUUUCUUGCGUAUUUCAGGCUGAUUAGAAACUUGACCGCUUGAUUCUCUUAAAGGAGGUCUUGCGAUGGAUUCCGCUAUUGAUAUCAGUUCUGAUAGUGAUGUCGAGAUACAAGAAACUAGAACCAGGCCUCAACAUCCCCCACGGAUAGCUGAAGGAUCUCAUAGAAGAGAUCUCUCUACGCUGAGACCGCACUUUCUUAGUGGGAGUUCUUCCGGUGCAAAUGGCCACACUAAAACAGGACUUACAAAUCUCGACUCACGUAAUGGUUUUGAAUCCAAGCCACUGCCUCGGGCAGAACACCAUACACAUAUUCCGGGAAAUGGGAGUAUCGUAACUUCCAGAAUUCCCAAUAUCUCUGUUGGUGAUUAUGAGAAAUUUUCAUCUCAACAAGCUUUUAAAAGGACACAUCCACCAACCUUUAGUCGACCUCCUUUUCCUCCUAGACCUGAUAUUGGUACAAGUAACGGGAAUGCGAGUCACUUUCGUGGUGGAGCACAUGAUGAUCUAGGCAUGGGGCGUGUGACUAACGGCACUCGGAUCCUACCUCCAUCUGUGGCGCACGGAACAUCUGCGUCUCCUUCACAUUUUAAUGGAUUAAGUGAUCCAAUGCAUAGGAAUGGCAUAGGCGAAGAAAGGAAUUCGGAAAAUGACGAGAGGCUGAUCUAUCAGGCUGCACUACAGGAACUGAAUCAACCCAAGUCCGAGGUCGAUUUACCUGCUGGUCUUCUUUCGGUUCCCCUUAUGAAGCAUCAGAAAAUUGCAUUGGCAUGGAUGUUUCAGAAGGAAACUAAUAGUUUGCACUGUAUGGGAGGGAUAUUAGCUGAUGAUCAGGGCCUUGGUAAGACAGUCUCGACUAUUGCGCUUAUCCUAAAGCAAAUGCACGAGGCAAAAUUAAAGUCCAAGAAUUCAGGCAAUCAAGAGGCUGAAGCAUUGGAUCUGGAUGCUGAUGAUGAGUCAGAAAAUGCAUUUGAGAAACCAGAGUCUAAGGCUUCAAAUGGUAGUGGUGUGAAUGGUGAUUCAGGCAUAAAGAAAGCCAAGGGAGAAGAAGCGAGUACUUCAACACGCAAAUUCAACAGAAAGAGACCAGCUGCUGGUACUUUAAUUGUUUGUCCAGCAAGUGUUGUGCGGCAGUGGGCAAGAGAACUUGAUGAGAAGGUUACUGAUGAAGCCAAACUUUCUGUUUUAAUAUACCACGGCGGUAACAGGACCAAAGAUCCUAUUGAACUAGCAAAAUAUGAUGUGGUUAUGACAACUUACGCCAUUGUUUCAAAUGAAGUUCCAAAGCAACCCCUGGUUGAUGACGAUGAGAAUGAUGAAAAAAAUUCUGAAAAAUAUGGUCUCGCUUCUGGCUUCUCCAUCAAUAAGAAACGGAAAAAUGUAGUGGGUACUACUAAGAAGAGUAAGAAGAAAAAAGGUAACAAUAAUGCUGGCGAUUCAUCUGACCCUGACUCUGGUACUCUAGCAAAAGUUGGGUGGUUCAGAGUUGUACUAGAUGAAGCUCAAACAAUUAAGAAUCAUAGAACCCAGGUGGCAAGAGCAUGUUGCGGUCUUCGAGCCAAAAGGAGGUGGUGUUUGUCUGGAACACCAAUACAAAAUACAAUAGAUGAUUUAUACAGCUAUUUCAGGUUUCUAAAAUAUGAUCCAUAUGCUGUGUACAAGUCAUUCUGCCACCAAAUUAAGGGUCCAAUUUCCAGAAAUUCCCUUCAAGGGUACAAGAAGCUUCAGGCUGUUCUAAGGGCUAUAAUGCUACGCCGUACGAAAGGAACAUUGCUUGAUGGCCAGCCUAUAAUUAAUCUACCACCAAAGACAAUUAAUUUGAGCCAGGUGGACUUUUCGGUAGAGGAGCGGUCUUUCUACGUGAAGCUUGAAUCCGAUUCCCGUUCUCAGUUCAAGGCAUAUGCUGCUGCAGGAACUUUGAAUCAAAACUAUGCAAACAUUCUUCUCAUGCUUUUGCGACUACGCCAAGCUUGUGACCACCCCCAACUUGUUAAAAGAUAUAACUCAGAUUCUGUUGGAAAAGUAUCAGAAGAAGCUGUUAAAAAACUCCCUAAAGAGGAUCUAGUUAGCCUGCUCAGUCGCUUAGAAUCGUCUCCCAUCUGUUGUGUCUGCCAUGAUCCACCAGAAGACCCUGUUGUUACUUUGUGUGGCCAUAUAUUCUGCUAUCAGUGUGUAUCAGAUUAUAUCACAGGGGAUGAGGACACGUGCCCUGCGCCUAGAUGCAGAGAACAGCUUGCGCAUGAUGUUGUUUUCUCUAAAUCCACGCUUAGAAGUUGCGUUGCUGAUGAUUUGGGUUGUAGUUCCUCAGAGGAUAAUAGUCAUGAUAAAUCAGUUUUUCAGAAUGGCGAGUUUAGUUCAUCAAAGAUCAAAGCUGUCUUAGAUAUUCUGCAGUCGCUUUCUAACCAAGGCACUUCAAACUCAACACAGAAUGGUCAAAUGGCUUCUUCCUCGCAGCAGCCGAAUGAUGAUGAUGAUGAUGAUGAUGAUGAUGUCACCAUUGUCGAGAAAACGAGUCUGAAGUCAACUCCUUCUAAUGGAGGACCAAUAAAAACGAUUAUAUUUUCUCAGUGGACUGGUAUGCUUGACUUGGUGGAGCUAUCUCUAAUUGAAAAUAGUAUAGAAUUCAGAAGAUUAGAUGGUACAAUGAGUCUAAUUGCCAGAGACAGAGCUGUGAAAGAAUUCAGCAACGAUCCAGAUGUAAAAGUGAUGAUAAUGUCUUUAAAAGCUGGAAAUCUUGGGCUGAAUAUGAUUGCUGCAUGUCAUGUCAUUCUUCUUGAUCUAUGGUGGAAUCCAACUACUGAAGAUCAGGCUAUUGAUCGAGCACAUCGUAUUGGACAAACUCGACCUGUUACUGUAACUCGUAUUACGAUAAAAAAUACUGUGGAGGAUAGAAUUUUGGCUCUCCAGGAAGAGAAAAGAAAAAUGGUUGCGUCUGCCUUUGGUGAAGAUCAUGGUGGAAGCUCUGCAACUCGAUUAACAGUUGAUGAUCUCAAAUAUCUAUUCAUGGUGUAGCUGUUCUUAAAUCUUGGGUUGGCGAAGUUUCGCUUCUUUCAGAAUUUUGAUCAUGAGCUGCAUUCUUGUGUUCUUCAGGUUCACAGAUUUGAAAUGAGGAAAUAUGUAAAUAACUUAGCUGUUGUCUCAUAGUAUAUAUAACAUCAGAGUAUAUACUUUUUCUGAAUCAGUUCAUCCGAGAUCUUCUUUCCUUUUGGGAUCACAUUACUCUUUCAAUCUUAUUAUCAAGGUGUUUUGAUCAUGCAACACUUUUGCAUGAGAAACACUCUGUGAA